Schizophyllum commune H4-8 is the source of this 3231-nucleotide messenger RNA. RefSeq lists its product as uncharacterized. The record is from RefSeq and is a predicted model, not a curated record. NCBI's taxonomy places the organism in Eukaryota, Fungi, Basidiomycota, Agaricomycetes, Agaricales, Schizophyllaceae. The transcript has 3 exons. Bases 43 to 2883 code for a protein of 946 amino acids.
GGGGCGGGUGUUGACCUCGACCAUUAUUAUGCGACGUUAGCGAUGAACGGCGUCCGCAGAUUUCUGGGCGCGGCGACCGCGAGCCCACCGCCAGCGCCUGAAGAUGCGCCAGUGGUCCCCCCGCUCGUGCCCAGAAACGGGCCCUCCUGGCCUCCGAAUAAUGCUGGCAGCCCCGACAGUUCCCCAUACACUAGUCCGAAGAUGAACACUGCCGCGCUGUUCCUCAGGAAGGACAAGCAGAAAGCUCCCCCGCCCCCUCCGCUCCCGAACGACGACGACUCGCCCGGCUCGUCUGCGCGUACAUCCGGCGUCUCGAGCAUGAUGACUAGCCAAGGACAGACGUCGGCCACGUCCUCGCCAAGCCGGCCAUCCAUGUCGCUCAGCAAGUCCACUCCAAUACCUGGCAGCUCGCGACCCGAAUGGAAGCGUUCCUCAACACUGGUCAACUUGCGGGACGAGCUCCUCGUCAGUCUACUGGCUAGCGAGGCCGCGAUCGACAGUCGGGACUUCGAGAUCCUAAGCUCGGAGGAAGUAGAAGAUCUGAAGAAGGAGGAACAUGUUCUGGCAUCCCGCCUGGUCGCCGCGAACAAAAAGGUCGCUCUCGAGACCAAGAUCCGCGAUGCUGCCAUAUCCCUGUCCAAAGUCAACUCCUCGCAUCGCAAGGUGUCCAAGCAAACCGAAGAGCAGCUCGGCGCCGCCAAUCGCCGCGUAGAGACUGCGCAGAAGGAGCUCUGGCGCGUGUCUGAGCGCGCGAACGAGGUCCAUCGCCGGUUGCUUGAGCAUCGCGCAGGCGUCCUCAGCCUUUCUGUCCGCUCUCUAGAGAAGAAGAAUGCGCCGCCACCACCAAACAACGAUGCUGCCGGCCAUGACUCCGGUUACGACACCCCUAUGAGCCCCGUCUCCGCCUCGACCUCGUCUGCGCGCACUCACGCUGCGGCCCGCUUCGAUGGCGCGCAUCUGUUUGCCGGUCACGCGGAUGCGGUUGUUCCCAAGCGCAAGUCGCCUUCCGGGGGUGCCGACGAGAUCGAGGCCCUAGAACAGAAGCUGAAGGUCGCCACGGAAGCCCUCGCUGCAGCUGGGAAGAAGCAGGCCGAGAUGGCACGUGAGCUAUCCAUCAUGCGACUGGAGAAGGAAACCGUAGAGUUCGAGCUGCAAGGCGCGGGCGAUACCAUAGCCAAUCUAGAAGAGGAGCUGCCGAAGGUCGAAGAGGAGAUCCAAGGUCUCAUGCGCGAGCGCGAGGGCUGGGAUGAGGAGCGUGCACAGUGGCAAGCGAAACUUCAAGAGGCGACUGCGCGUGCACAGGAUGCAGAUACCCGGUUACAAGAGAUGGAGGGUUUGCUUGCGGAUAGCGAGGGUCGUAUACGAGACGCCGACGAGCAACUACGAGCUACGCAAGAGCGGUUACGCGACAGCGAAGAUCACCUCCGCGACCGCGAGCGAAGGCUACAAGACGCCGAGAUCACCUCACGCAAUCAAGGCGAGAGCGAGAGUGCAGAAGCUGCAAGGUUACGACAAGAACUGCAAGCAGAACGUGACCGCCUCAACCUGGGCAUUGACACCGCACGCGCUCUGAUUGACGGGCACGGCAUCAAGCUCGGUGUCUCUGCAAGGGGAGGCGAGUCUCUGGAGCGCUAUCUUGACGCCUUGGGCAUCCAUCUCGAGACCAUCGCUGCUGCUUCAGCAUCUACAGAGCGGGAGCGGCAGGAAUGGGAGGAAACCAGAAGACGACUCGAAGAUGAGGUGCGCUCAGCAUACGAGCGGCGCGAGGGCCUGGUGCGUGAAGUGGAGGAGGCAAGAAGGGAACGAGAGGAGGCUCGGAGGGACGCGCGUGACUUAGAAAUCAAAGUCAAGGAACUCGAGGUCCGCACACCUCAGACUCCAGCGUUGUCCAUCCCUCUUCCACCGCUUGUCGAGCUGCCGCCUUUGCCCGAAGGUCCCGUCGAGUAUGUGGGCGAGGCGGCUCACUUCGCCAAAGUAUUACAACCACUUUGGGCGAUCCUUCCCUCACCAGAGGCGCGCGCGACGCAGUUCAGCCGCAAUGGGGGAAGUCCACGGGCCUUCCGCGCUGCGUCGAGCGCCAACGGAUCUCCAGCUCCUGUUGCGUCCCUAUCAGAGCUCGAUGUUCGGUCACUCAAGUCAUUGUACGACGCCAGUCCGUCUCGCUCGCCGAACGUCAACACAAGUGCACAGCAAUUCACCGUGGAGGCUUUCGCGCAUCGCGUGCAAUCCCUCAUCAGUGACGACCGCGCCCUGAUUGAACGGCUCGUACGCUUCGCGAAGGCGCACGAGCUGCUCAAGAGGAACGCCGAGCGCGCACAAAAGCUUGCGCAAGAAGGUAGCUCUGCACUAGAGACGUAUCAGAAGCAGGUGAUACACCUCGAGGACCGCAAUCGCGACCUGAACAACCGGCUAGCUGGGAUGUCGCAAGAGUUGGGGGAGUUGCAGGAUGCCGUCGACCGUAUCACCCAGGAGAAGGCAGAGAUAGAGAUGCAGGCAGCCGAACAGGCGCAGACGAUGGACCAGCUGCAGGAAACGAACAACACGCUGAGCGCCAAGACGUUGUCGCUCGCGGAGGAGGUCGUCGCCGCGCCCGAGGGCGUCAAGCGACAGCUCGACGAUGCGAAGAAGCAGCUCGCGUCCGUGCAGCAGCAGCUUGCGGAGGUGCAGCGCUCGUAUGCGGACAGCGUCACAAAGCUCGCCGCCUUGCAGAAGGAGCUCGACGAGACGCGCGCGGCGAAGAAAGCCGCCGAAGACGACCGCGACGAACUCGAGCGCGUGCGUAACGGAGAGCAGAUGCAGAAGGCGCUCCUCCUAGACGAGCUCAACGACCUGCAAAUGCAGAACGGGCAGCUCAGGGAGCAGAUCCGGGCGAUCAAGAAGUAGCUUCACUUCCCCUCACACCCGUCCACCUUUCGUACCACCGAGGGACCGUACUUUCGUGUUCAGUAGCCUUUGUUUGCGACCGCCGGAGCCUACCUUCAUUUUACUCUUUCUCCUAAUUUAUCCACAUCUGUCGUCCCGUUCUUUCGCUGUGUUUUGCACGUACCUACUCACCACGGAACCUCUGUAACAUAUGAUACCUUCCCGGAGGGAUACACGAGCUUGCAGAUCCCAGCCGCUAAUGUCCCAUUUUGCUUGCCUCAAAUAUGGCUGGACGUAUGCAUAUAUGAAUUUCCACAGCGAUGAGGUUUUGUUUACGGCCAGGGAGACGAGCGAAGGUACGUACGCGGU